Molecule: messenger RNA, 360 nt
Organism: Ostertagia ostertagi
Lineage: Eukaryota; Metazoa; Nematoda; Chromadorea; Rhabditida; Trichostrongylidae
Source: the annotation of a GenBank genome assembly
AUGGAACUCGUCACAGGUGGAGAACUAUUCGAUCGAAUAGUCGCCAAAGGAUCCUACACAGAAAAGGACGCAAGUCACUUAAUACGACAGGUGCUCCACGCAGUAUCAUUCAUGCACGGAAACGGUGUCGUUCAUCGGGAUCUUAAACCAGAAAAUCUUCUAUAUUAUAAUCAGGACGAGGACUCAAAAAUCAUGGUGUCGGACUUUGGUCUCUCAAAAACCGAAGAUUCGGGCGUGAUGGCAACAGCCUGCGGAACGCCGGGGUAUGUUGCACCUGAAGUUCUUCAGCAAAAGCCAUAUGGAAAAGCUGUCGAUGUAUGGUCGAUAGGAGUAAUUGCCUAUAUUUUGCUCUGCGGGUAA